Messenger RNA from Lathyrus oleraceus (garden pea), 1304 nucleotides. RefSeq names its product lipid phosphate phosphatase epsilon 1, chloroplastic. Gene Ontology annotation, cellular component: intracellular membrane-bounded organelle; endoplasmic reticulum membrane. The transcript is spliced from 5 exons. Lineage: Eukaryota; Viridiplantae; Streptophyta; Magnoliopsida; Fabales; Fabaceae. The coding region runs from base 304 to 1164 and encodes 286 amino acids. Gene Ontology annotation, molecular function: dolichyldiphosphatase activity. Gene Ontology annotation, biological process: lipid biosynthetic process; protein N-linked glycosylation. The record is from RefSeq and is a predicted model, not a curated record.
AAUUUAGUUUUCCUCGUCGAUAUACAAUUCAACGGUCUGUAUUGUGAGAUACCAUAGCACGUUUAUGCAUGAAUACGCCACCAUCCUCAAUUCAACUCUUAUCUUGGUGCGCACCAUCACCAGAUAAUAAACAAGUAAAUUGGAUAAUGCAACACAACCAUCACAAUCUCCUUUCAUUAAUCACUUCUUAAACUCGUUAUAUCAAAACCCUAGCUCGCAUUCGCCACUCUUCGAACCUGCCUCCGCCGUGCCUUCCGUCGUGCCUUGGUCACGCCUGAACAGAUUCUUUCAAGUUCAAACUAUAUGCUGCAAUUAUCACUCCACAUGACAGCAACAGCCAUUCUUUGCUAUAAUCCAUCUAACAAUUUUUUGAGGACAAAUCAGCCUAAACAAAGAUACUUGAAAAAUAAUUCAUUUUCUCACAGUUUGUCUGCUUCAAGAUCAUUCACUUGUGGGCUGGCUCCUUUCAAACUCUUGGUGAAAAGUCCGAUGGGUGAAUCGGUAAGAACUGCUUACAGAGAUGGAAAGAGUGAUGAACAUAUUGAAGUGCUUGAACAAGAAGCUUUUGUGGAUAGGUCAUCCGAGGUUCAGCCUAAGCUUUUGUUCCCAGAGGUGGAAUCAACUCUUAACCGACUGAGCAAGUGGAUAGUUUCUGCCCUCUUUGGCAUUUUUGUUAUUUGGAGGCAUGAUGCAGAAGCCCUGUGGUUUGCAGGGGGAUCUGUUGUAAAUGCAAUGCUUUCUGUUUUACUCAAACAAAUAUUGAAUCAGAAACGACCUUCAACCCUGAAAUCUGACCCUGGGAUGCCAUCUUCACAUUCUCAAGCCAUCUUCUUUGCUGUCAUGUUUACUAUCUUGUCAAGUAUUGAAUCGUUUAGAAUCAACGCAUUCACCAUUAUUAGCAGUGGCCUGGUUUUGGCACUUGGUUCUUAUUUGUCAUACCUGCGAGUCUCACAAAAGCUCCAUACAGUGAGCCAAGUGGUUGUUGGAGCUGCUGUUGGGUCCAUUUUCUCCAUCUCAUGGUAUUGGUUAUGGAAUACUUUUGUGCUAGAUGCGUUUGCAUCCUCUUUAUGGGUCAGAAUCAUUGUUAUUGUAGGGUCUGCAGGAUUUUGCUUAGGUUUUCUUUUACAUGUGGUUCGACAUUGGUUUAAAGACAAUGAAAUUUGAUCAAAAUGUGCUAUAACACCAAUAUUGUACCAUGUUGUAAAUGUAAGGACUGAUGCAUUUUAUUAUGGAUCAUUGUAAAGUUGAAAUUUGACAAUAUAUUGUAAUCAAUUUUUUAUUAUUAUCAAAUUAAUCCUUAACCA